AUGACAAUAAGCAUCAAGGAGUUGACGAAUCAUUCAUAUAUUGAUCAUGAACUAUCUGCUAAUUUAGACUCUACCGAGGCUUUUGAAGGACCAGAAAAGCUGUUGGAAAUAUGGUUUUAUCCUAACGUUCAAACCAUUCCUCGCAUAAAUGGUCAGAAAUUAACCUUGCGUAACAUUGAGGUGGAUAAAUGGGUUGAGAUAUUGAAACUCGUGAAAUGCGAGGUCUUAUCAAUCAAAUCGACUGGAAAAUUGGACGCCUUUUUGUUGAGUGAAUCAUCAUUAUUUGUCUACGACCAUAAAAUUACUUUAAAAACAUGUGGUACAACCACAACACUAUUCUGUUUAGAAAGGUUGUUUGACAUUGUGAAAGAUGAGCUUAAAUGGGACUUGCUCAAUCAUACAUCUGAUGAGGGGAAAUACCAUCCAUACAAGGUAUUCUAUUCAAGACGAUGCUUCAUGUUUCCCUUGAAACAACGCAGCAUUCAUAAGAACUGGUCGAAUGAGAUUGAAUAUCUCAAUAACUUUUUCCGUCAAGGCAGAAGUUAUUUAGUGGGAAGAAAUGAUCAAAGUAAUCAUUGGAACCUAUAUGUUACAGAGACGAACAAGGAAAUGGCAAAGGACUCAGAGGUUAACCCAGAUGAUGAUCAGGAUGAAACAUUGGAAAUACUGAUGACUGGCUUGGACAAUAAUAAAGCUCAACAAUUCAUCUGUUCCCGGAAUGUGAAAGAUGAUCUCGGGGCAGAUGAAGGCCACGCAUAUGGCUAUAAAAUCACCAAGAAUACACAACUAGACUGCGUUUAUCAAAACCGCAUGGGAUCUUCAUUCCAUCAUGAUGCUUUUGCAUUUACACCGUGCGGCUAUUCAUCAAAUAUGAUCAUUGAUGAAGAAUAUUACUAUACUUUACACGUAACACCCGAAAAGGGGUGGUCGUAUGCAUCUUUCGAGAGUAAUGUGCCAGUGAGCACAGUUUCUCUGCACAAACAAGAUAAUUUGCAGGUCAUGAACAGUGUUCUAAAUGCUUUUCAACCGCAAGAUUUUUGUCUCACCUUCUUUGCUAAGGAUAUGUCAAAUCAAUCUUUUACUAAACUCAUGCAAAUCGUUUCCCAAGUUUCAAACUACACAAAGAAAGACAGGAUAAUCUACGAUCUCGAUGAUUAUCAAUUACUAUACAUGAGAUUUGAACGCAUAGUUAGCUGA
This is a messenger RNA of Zygotorulaspora mrakii, 1197 nucleotides long. RefSeq names its product adenosylmethionine decarboxylase SPE2 (gene SPE2). Gene Ontology annotation, biological process: spermidine biosynthetic process; spermine biosynthetic process. Gene Ontology annotation, molecular function: adenosylmethionine decarboxylase activity. The transcript has a single exon. Gene Ontology annotation, cellular component: cytosol. The record is from RefSeq and is a predicted model, not a curated record. Lineage: Eukaryota; Fungi; Ascomycota; Saccharomycetes; Saccharomycetales; Saccharomycetaceae. Bases 1 to 1197 code for a protein of 398 amino acids.